AGAGCGUUUGCCAGCUAUAUAAACUGGCAGCAGGGACCCCCAGAUUUGGGUGCCCCUAUUUCUGCUGUGGUGAACAGGAUCUGAUCCCGAGGACUGUUACCUUUUGUUCUUGUCUGGUGUGCAGUGUAAGAAAGCAAUCAUGCCUUUCGGAAACACCCACAACAACUUCAAGCUCAACUACAAGGUUGAGGAGGAGUUCCCCGACCUGAGCCUCCACAACAACCAUAUGGCCAAGGUUCUUACCAAGGAAAUGUAUGGCAAGAUUAGGGACAGGCAGACACCCAGUGGCUACACUGUGGAUGAUGUCAUCCAGACUGGUGUCGACAACCCUGGUCACCCCUUCAUCAUGACCGUUGGCUGCGUCGCUGGUGAUGAGGAGUCCUAUGAGGUCUUCAAGGAGCUUCUGGACCCCAUCAUCUCAGACCGUCAUAAUGGAUACAAGCCUACUGACAAGCACAAGACCGACUUGAACUUUGAGAACCUGAAGGGUGGUGACGACCUGGACCCCAACUAUGUUCUGUCCAGCCGUGUCCGUACUGGACGUAGCAUCAAGGGAUUCACCCUGCCCCCCCACAACAGUCGUGGCGAGCGCAGAGCUAUUGAGAAACUGUCCGUUGAGGCUCUGGCCAGCCUGGAUGGUGAGUUCAAGGGAAAGUACUACCCCCUGAAGUCUAUGACUGAUGCCGAGCAGGAGCAGCUGAUCACUGAUCACUUCCUGUUCGACAAGCCAGUCUCCCCCCUGCUGACCUGUGCUGGUAUGGCCCGUGACUGGCCUGAUGCCAGGGGCAUCUGGCACAAUGAGAACAAGUCCUUCCUGGUGUGGGUCAAUGAGGAGGAUCACCUGCGUGUCAUCUCCAUGGAGCAGGGUGGCAACAUGAGGGAGGUCUUCAAGCGUUUCUGCGUUGGCCUGAAAAGGAUUGAGGAGAUCUUCAAGAAGCACAACCAUGGCUUCAUGUGGAACGAGCAUCUCGGGUACAUCCUGACCUGCCCCUCCAACCUGGGCACUGGACUGCGUGGUGGUGUCCAUGUCAAGCUGCCCAAGCUGAGCACACACCCCAAGUUCGACGAGAUUCUCACCAGGCUGCGUCUGCAGAAGCGUGGAACAGGUGGUGUGGACACAGCCUCUGUGGGAGGUGUGUUCGACAUCUCCAACGCUGACCGUCUGGGCUCCUCUGAGGUGGAGCAGGUCCAGCUGGUGGUUGAUGGUGUCAAACUGAUGGUUGAGAUGGAGAAGAAGCUGGAGAAGGGAGAGGCAGUCGACAGCAUGAUCCCUGCCCAGAAGUAGAGAGGAACAAUCUCAUCUUCCCGUGACCAUUCAUUUAUGUUCAACGGAGCCAGCUGAUGGCUUUGCAGAGGAAACAGCUGCUCACAUAGAGACUCUUGACUCCGCUCACCUUUUUUCUCCUUACAACGUUUUCUUUCCUUUCUCCGUCAUCAUUUUUUUUUUCAAGUUCUCCUGUGUUGGUUGGUAACAUCCUGGGAUCAGCCUCCACUGAGCUGGGCUCGCCUAGCAGACGUGGCAUCACCCAGUUUUUAUAGUUGAGAGUAAUGGUUAUUGAAGGCGUUCAUAUUACUCAAUAAAAGGUGCCCCGUGAAACAA
Messenger RNA from Pleuronectes platessa (European plaice), 1600 nucleotides. RefSeq names its product creatine kinase, muscle a (gene ckma). Gene Ontology annotation, molecular function: creatine kinase activity. The transcript is spliced from 8 exons. NCBI's taxonomy places the organism in Eukaryota, Metazoa, Chordata, Actinopteri, Pleuronectiformes, Pleuronectidae. Gene Ontology annotation, biological process: phosphocreatine biosynthetic process. The record is from RefSeq and is a predicted model, not a curated record. Bases 140 to 1285 code for a protein of 381 amino acids.